AUGAGCAUCCGGACGCCACCCACACUCCUGGAGCUGGCAGCAAAGCGCCUGCUGAGGGACCAGGCCUCGGCCAUCGCAGCUCUGGAGUACCUGCCCGCCGAGCUCUUCCCGUACCUGUUUGCCAUGGCCUACUGUGGUGGAGGCCACCCCCAGCUACUGAAGGCAUUGGCCCAAGCCUGGCCCUUCACUGUCCUCCCUCUGGGGGUCCUGAUGCAGCGUCCCCCUGAUCAUGCCCCAACCAGGGCUGCGGACUUAAAAGCCGUGUUUGAAGCGCUUGACGUUCUGCUUUUCCAGAAGGUUCGGCCCAGGAGGUGCAAACUGCGGGUGCUGGAUUUAAGGAACACGGGUGCCAACUUCUGGUAUAUGUGGCUUGGAGUCAGCACUGAGAAUUGCUCACCAACCGGACCAGUGGCUGUGCACAGCUCCAGCCCCAACAUGGAGCACCCCCUGGCUCCCUUGGAGGUGUUCCUAGACCUUACGUUCAGUGAAAGGGACCAGGAUAAGAUUUUCAUGCGCAUCAUCCAGUGGGCCCAGCAGAGGGAAGGGUUGCUACACCUGUGCUGCAAGGCACUGAGGAUUUCUGGGGUGCCCUUCCAGAGGGUCAGGGGGGUCCUGGAUGGGGUGAGGCUGGACUGCAUCCAGGAGGUGUACGUGAACUGCACCUGGGACCUGCCCACCCUGGGGACAUUUGCUCUCUACCUGGGUCAGAUGAGUAACCUGCAGACACUCUAUCUCCCCCGCAUCGAUGUGUUGGCUGAGGAGGAAGAGGACGAAGAUGAGCCCCUCGGAGCUCUGCUGGAGGCAGUGGCACCCACCCUCCAGACCCUGGGUCUGGAUAACUGUGGGAUGGCGGACUCCCAAGUCGAGGCCAUCCUGCCUGCCCUGAGCCGCUGCCACCAGCUCACGGGCUUCUCCAUCUGUAUGAACAACUUCCCCGUGGCCACCGUGGAGAAGCUGCUGCGCCACACAGCCGGGCUGCGCAGUUUAGAGGUCGAGGUGUACCCCAUCCCCCUGGAGUGUUACAACACCCAAGGGACUGUCAACCAAGAGAGACUUGCCCUGAUCCACGCUGAGCUCACGGGGAUACUGAGGGAGUUAGGACAGCCCAGGACCAUCUAUCUUACCACCAAGCAUCUUAGACAAAGGGAGUUUUAUAAGGUGGCGUUUUCAUGGAGCCCGUGA
Myotis daubentonii (Daubenton's bat) is the source of this 1182-nucleotide messenger RNA. RefSeq names its product melanoma antigen preferentially expressed in tumors-like. The record is from RefSeq and is a predicted model, not a curated record. Bases 1 to 1182 code for a protein of 393 amino acids. Lineage: Eukaryota; Metazoa; Chordata; Mammalia; Chiroptera; Vespertilionidae. The transcript has 2 exons.